Messenger RNA from Trichechus manatus latirostris (Florida manatee), 3169 nucleotides. RefSeq names its product DNA polymerase eta (gene POLH). Gene Ontology annotation, biological process: response to radiation; error-prone translesion synthesis. The coding region runs from base 282 to 2432 and encodes 716 amino acids. Gene Ontology annotation, molecular function: damaged DNA binding; DNA-directed DNA polymerase activity. NCBI's taxonomy places the organism in Eukaryota, Metazoa, Chordata, Mammalia, Sirenia, Trichechidae. The record is from RefSeq and is a predicted model, not a curated record. The transcript is spliced from 11 exons. Gene Ontology annotation, cellular component: replication fork; nucleus; site of double-strand break.
CGCUGUCUGAUCAUCUGUCAGAAGGGAUUGCCGUUUAGCGCCCGGUCCUUGGCUGAACCCCUCCCAGCUGUGAGGGCGCCUGCCCGGGCAAGGAUUCGUCGCGACCCUUGGUCCAUUUUUUUGUCGUCAAGGGGAAUAGAUCUCUCUCUAACAACUGUACUGGUCAUGGAAAGGCGACAAGAUAUUCAAGACUCUUGCAUCUUCAUUUAAGUGGAAACCGAACUCAGCAACUGCGGCUUCCCCGGUUGGCAGUUCUGUCGGGUGUUUUAUCACGUCGAAAAAUGGCUACCAGCUACCCUGGACAGGAUCGAGUAGUUGCUCUGGUGGACAUGGACUGUUUUUUUGUUCAAGUGGAGCAGCGGCAGAAUCCUCAUUUGAGAAAUAAACCUUGUGCAGUUGUACAGUACAAAUCAUGGAAGGGUGGUGGAAUAAUUGCAGUAAGUUAUGAAGCUCGUGCUUUCGGAGUCACUAGAUACAUGUGGGCAGAUGAUGCUAAGAAGUUAUGUCCAGAUCUUCUUCUGGUACAAGUUCGUGAGUCCCGUGGGAAAGCUGACCUCACCAAGUACCGGGAAGCCAGUGUUGAAGUGAUGGAGGUAAUGUCUCGUUUUGCUGUGAUGGAACGUGCCAGCAUUGAUGAGGCUUUUAUAGAUCUGACCAGUGCUGUACAAGAGAGACUACAAAAGCUACAAGGUCAGCCUAUCUCAGCAGACUUGUUGCCAAGCACCUGCAUUGAAGGGUUGCCCCAAGGCCCUACAGCUGCAGAAGGGACUGUUCAGAAAGAGGAGAUGCGAAAACAAGGCUUACUUCAAUGGCUUGAUUCUCUUCAGAUUAAUAACACCGCCUCUCCAGAACUGCAGCUCACCAUGGGAGCCGUGAUUGUGGAGGAAAUGAGAGCAGCCAUAGAGAGGCAGACGGGUUUUCAAUGUUCAGCUGGAAUUUCACACAAUAAGGUCCUGGCAAAACUGGCCUGUGGACUAAACAAACCCAACCACCAGACCCUGGUCUCACAUGGUUCAGUCCCACAGCUCUUCAGCCAAAUGCCUAUUGGCAAAAUCCGUAAUCUCGGAGGAAAGCUAGGGGCCUCUGUCAUUGAAAUCCUGGGGAUAGAAUAUAUGGGUGAACUGACCCAGUUCACUGAAUCCCAGCUCCAGAGUCAUUUUGGGGAGAAGAAUGGGUCUUGGCUAUAUGCCAUGUGCCGAGGGAUUGAACAUGAUCCAGUUAGACCCAGGCAAAUACCCAAAACCAUUGGCUGUGGCAAGAACUUCCCAGGAAAAAUGGCCCUGGCUACUCGGGAACAGGUACAAUGGUGGCUUUUGCAAUUAGCCCAGGAACUAGAGGAGAGACUGACCAAGGACCGAAAUUACAAUGACAGGGUAGCCACCCAGUUGACUGUGAGCAUUCGUGUACAAGGAGACAGACGUCUCAGCAGCCUGCGCCGCUGUUGUGCCCUUACUCACUAUGAUGCUCACAAGAUGAGCCAUGAUGCAUUUGCUGUCAUCAGGAACUAUAAUGCUUCUGGAAUACAAACUGAAUGGUCUCCUCCCCUCACAAUGCUUUUCCUCUGUGCUACCAAAUUCUCUGCCUCUGCCCCUUCAUCUUGCACAGACAUCACCAUCUUCUUGAGCAGUGACCCAAGUUCUCUGCCAAAGGUGCCAGUUACCAGUUCAGAAGCUAAGACCCAGGGAAGUGGCCCAUCAGUGACACCCACCAAGAAAGCAACCAGUUCUCUGGAAUCAUUCUUCCAAAAAGCUGCAGAAAAGCAGAAAGUCAAAGAAGCUUCACUUUCAUCUUUUAUUGCCACUACCCAGGCCCCCAUGGCCAAGUCACCAUCCAAACCCUCACUGCCUUUCCAAGCCAGUCAUACUAAAGGAAUUCAGCCCUUCUUUAAGCAGAAAAGUCUGGAAGCCCUAAAGCAGAAACAGCUUAAUAAUCCUUCAGUUUCCUUUCCUCCACAAAAUCCAUGGUCCAACCCUAAAGGGCUACCAGACCAUUUUCCGACAGGGAAUCCAGAUUGUGCCCACGCUUGUGAAGAGGUGUUGAAACCAGAAUCCUCUAAAGCUACUCCUGCAGUGAUGGCUUUGGCCCAGAGCAGCUCAAGCAGGCUUGCUUCUUUAUCCUCCAAGUCUGCUUUGGAUGUGGCUCAAAAGGCAGCUACUACUCCAAGUCUUCUGGAUGCUGAAGACCAAGUGUCCUGUGAGAAGUGUGGCUCCCUGGUACCAGUGUGGGAGAUGCCAGAACAUACAGACUAUCAUUUUGCAUUGGAGUUGCAGAAAUCCUUUUUGCAGCCCCUCUCUCCAAAGCCCCACGUUGUUCCUGCCAUUUCUCCUCAAGGCAAAAGAAAUCCUAAGAGCCCUUUGGCCUCCAGUAACAAACGGCCUAGGCCUGAGGGCAUGCAGACACUGGAAUCAUUUUUUAAACCAUUAACACACUAGUGUAGCCCUCAAGCCUGCUACAAGGUGUUAACAUUUUAUCUGUAACCUGGAAGAUGGAAAUAUGUUCACUUUUCAAGGAAAUCUAUAACUUUAUGAAGUUUUUAAUAAGAAAAAUAAUCCAGUUAGGUGCUGUGUUAAGGCUCCCAUCUCUUCACAGGCAUGGAUUCUAAUCCCAUCGCCAAUAGAGAUAUAAAAAUUCAUCUUCCAGAGAUACUACUUUGAAUUUUUAAUCUUUCGAGUUUAGGAAGGCAGUGUCAUAGUAAAAAGUGUGUGGGACCGGGAGCCUGAGACACAUGGUUCUAUACCUCACUCUGCCUCUGAAUAUGGCCUUGAGCAGGUCACUUUGCUCAUCUGUAAAAUUGAGUAUACUUUAUAGAUUAUGGAAGAUUAGAAAUAAUGUAAAGUGCCUAGCUUAAAGAUGGCAUAGAGAAGGAACGAGGUAAAAAAAAAAAAAAUUUUUUUUUUAAAGUUUCUCAUCAGCUGUAUUACAGGAGCAGUUCAGAUAAUACUUUGACGCAAACUCCAUAUUUUCAGUUGGAGAAUGGGAGGGAGUGAUAGGUAAGUAGUUUAGGGCAGGGCUCCGUACACAAAAGCUACUCAAAUACUGAAUUUCAUGCAAGUAAACCCUAUUAUAAAGGGGCCUUGGUGGUACAAUGGUUAAGUGUUGGGCUGCUAACUGAAAGGUUGGCAAUUUGAACCCAGCGACUCCGAGAAAAAAGACCUGGCGAUCGAUCUGC